GUGAGGGAGAGGUGUGUGUGGAGUGAGCUGUCGCUCACGUAGGCAGCAUUUUGUUUUUGCAUUUGCCUGCACUCUCUUCGUGUUUCUUCAUCUCCCCCGCACUUAGUAUAUGCACGUAUGCAUGUAUCUCUUUCUUAUUCUCCUUUGCAUUGCGUGUCCUAAACCACGUGCGAAUCUUUUGUAUGAUUUCGCCGAAUUUCGAUGCCUCAUACGCACAUACAAACACAAGUAGGUAUGUAUUUACUCACAUAAUUAGAGCGACUUAAGCGGACUUUUCUUAUCAGUUUUGCAUUUCGCCUUGCACAAUCGCCCCCUCUCUUUCUCGCCCAGCUGUUUUGCAUUGCGGAAGCUUUCUCGUCUUCUUCUCCUUUCUGUCUGUCUUAACGGCUCAUUAUCAAGCUGCGUCGCUGCCGCGGUCGACGUCGCAGUUGCGGCGACGUGUUUGCCGCACCUACGAUAACGGUAAUAAGCUGACAUUUCCAUGCACCUCGCCAGGAAACCGGUUCUACGGACAGCUUUAUACCCUACACCAAUUUUUUAAUCAAAUAUAUCUCAAUUUCUUAUUAUGCAUACAUACGCACUCUAUCAAGACCCUCUGCAUGGCGAACAUUUGGUAAUAUCGGGACAUGAAAUCGGCAUGGACAUGGUUCCCGAGAAAGCAGACAUCUCAGAUCCGAUUCUUCUGCGCCACGUCCUCUGCCUGAUAAUACUAGUUCACAACUUUUUUCAUCUAAUUCUCUGCUGCCGGCAAAUAAAAUUGUGCAGAAAGAGCAUCGCUCCACCGCCGCAAUUGGAUGGUACUAUGUCGCCAGAUGCCUUUGAGGCCUCCAAGAACAAGCAACUUCAUACUUCAUAUCUAGAGGUUUUCGAUCUGGUACUCGAUACCGCAUAUAGCUGCCUUGACAUGUACCUUUCUACUUUGGCGUACAUUUGGAAGAUGACGGUGGAAUGGUAUGGCUAUGCGGACGAUAUUUGGCUGAAUGUGACUUUUAUGGCCAUGUUUUCCACUUAUCUGGUGAUUCGCAUGUUGCCAUCUCUAUUUUAUGAGAAACUUGUGCUGGAUCCUAAGUUCAAAGUGGAUCCAGAAAAGUCUCCCCCAUUAGUGGGUAUGAUUUGUGCCCUGGCUUUUAUCGUGGUCUUACUGCAGAUUGCAAUCAUCCCGUUAACAGCGAUUUUCAUGGCCCUUCAGGAGUUGAAUGUUUGGUAUUGUAUCCUGCUCGUUUGGCUCAUUGUGGUGGGCACGUCCUUGGUUAUUUUGGGCUUUGUCGGAAUAUUCGGAGUGCCCUGCAUAGGCAAAAGCCGCAAAAUGGAGGAUUCGGAUAUUGAUGACGAGUUGCGAGAUGUACUGGAUAGUUUCGAUUUUCCGGGACGGGUUUAUCUGGUUCACACCUUCCAUGUAGGACGACCCACGGCCUGGGUGAUGGGUUGUUUCUGUUGCCUGCGAUUGGACAUCCACGAUAACCUGAAGUUGAACCGCGGCCUGGCCUCGGAUGACCUCGAUUCGGGUGAGGUGGGAGCUGGUCUCAAGGACGACCAACUGGCCGCCUUUGUGGCCCACCAACUGGCCCACUGGCGUUUGCGGCAUGUGGCAAAGACCUUGGCGCUGAUUUGGCUGAAUCUUGUGAUAUAUCUAGUCCUCUUCGGUUUGUGCUACAACUGGCAGACCCUUUACUCGUCUGCGGGCUUCACGACCCUGUAUCCCAAAACAGUUGGGUUCUGGCUGGUGUACAAGUACCUAAUGCCGAUAUAUCAUGACAUCAGCACUUGGAUAGUAUUCUUUUUCAUUCGGCACUUCGAGUACGCCGCAGAUGCCUAUGUGGUUCGAUGGGGUUACGGACCUCCGAUGAGAGCCGCCCUGCUCAAACUUUUUGCGGAUGAUAUUGAGUUCCCCAAUGUGGACCACUGGUACCUCAUGUGGCAUCGCUUACGACCAUCGAUGCUGCAACGCAUCGAGAAUCUACAGCGAUUGUACAAGACACACACAGUUUCCCGUAUAUCUUUGAUCUGAAUUAUUGUAAAAUACUGUAUACAGAUGGAUUGUAAAAAGGUUUUCUGAUUGAAGCCUACCACCCACUUUAUUCA
Molecule: messenger RNA, 2082 nt
Organism: Drosophila suzukii
Lineage: Eukaryota; Metazoa; Arthropoda; Insecta; Diptera; Drosophilidae
Source: RefSeq, a predicted model, not a curated record